This is a messenger RNA of Cylicocyclus nassatus, 450 nucleotides long. The record is from the annotation of a GenBank genome assembly. Lineage: Eukaryota; Metazoa; Nematoda; Chromadorea; Rhabditida; Strongylidae.
AUGGUCGUGACUUCUUACCUUGAUGACGUUUGGAAUGAAGUGGAAGAAAUAGUCGAAAAGGAAUUGAAAGCGGUGAGGAGCCAAAGAGACUGUACAAGACCGAAAAGCAAUACGAACUGCACAGAACCGACCACCGAAGGAUGUGGAUGUGGAUGGCCUUCUUUUGAAUGGCCUUUUGGAUGGACGACGACAUGGACAUCUGACCAUAGCGUAGAUCAUAAAUCGUCGCGCGAGGCGCCAUUUCCCUAUUAUAAUAUAAGCAAUUUCACGCACUGCACAGGACUGAAGUUGAGGGACAUGGGUCAAUGCGGGACUAGCAAUAUAUACCUCAUGGGCACGGAUGUCAAUAAUAUAUGUGAAUUGUCUGCUUGCAGAAGUUCUGUUGCGGUUGCGCACAAAGAACUAUUAGUGCAUACAAGCGAGAAGAAGAACCAAAUGGAUAUCAGUUGA